Messenger RNA from Phlebotomus argentipes, 3936 nucleotides. Its product is annotated as capon-like protein. The transcript is spliced from 7 exons. NCBI's taxonomy places the organism in Eukaryota, Metazoa, Arthropoda, Insecta, Diptera, Psychodidae. Gene Ontology annotation, molecular function: nitric-oxide synthase binding. The record is from RefSeq and is a predicted model, not a curated record. Bases 172 to 2343 code for a protein of 723 amino acids.
AAGCGGGAGUGUUGGAAAGUUUAAAAUAGCACGAAAAUUGGGAGAAUUUCGCACUUAAUAAAUUUGUUUGUGUGGCAAUUUCUGCGACCAGAGACUUUACUGUGGACUUUCACUAGAAAUUGGUGGAGUUCUUGCUCUUUUCCCGAGUGAAGAGCGUUUAAUACGUUGAAUAUGAGCGAAAUGGUGGGCCACCAGAGGAGAGAAGAUUCACCUGUGGCCAGGGAUAUCUCCAUGUCGCCGUCAUCGCGACGUCGGGCGGAUUUUACGCUUCGCCAGCUUCAGAAUGAUGUCAUGUUUCGAGCUAGAUCGACACUCAGUAGCCUAGGAGAUGUCAUGAAGCGUCCUUCUUCCUCAAAAAACCAUGCCAAACCUCCUCAUAAACAUCGCAGCACGCUAGACUUCUUUAUGUGCACCCGACAUAAGAAGAUCGAAGCCAAAAAGGAGACCCUGAACGAAAAAGUGCCAUCCGAUGUAGUCAAUCGAAGACCGAAAAGCAAACUGACACGCAAUAAGAGCCUGGAUUGUGAAGGCGAAGAGAAUCUCCCUCUUAGAAAGAAUGACACAAGUCUCUCCGUUGGGGAAAAUCUCAACUGGAUUCCAGAAGAAAAUCCUCCAAGAGCACGACCUUCAUCUUAUCAUGAUGGCAAUGUAACGGUUAAAGCACGGCUAAAGCUCCAGAAAUUCAUUUCUCAGGACGAAAGUGCAAUCACUCCGAUUAAAUCCCCAAAAAUCAUACGCCAAUCCUCUUAUGAUCCUCGAUCCCAACGCAUUUCUGAAGAGAAACACUCUGAGGAGAACCACAACUUGGAAGUGCCUCAGAAGCCUCGCAAAAAGCUCUCUUUCCGAGAACCAGAGAACGACGCUUAUUUCCAGCGAAGCAAUAGUCUAGAUUCUGAGCUUGAGUCACAGGCCAUGAGGAUCGUUCGCACUGUUGGUCAGGCCUUCGAAGUAUGCCACAACCGCAAAGUGGCCACCCAGAACGCCAAGGCGGCAUCCUUGGAGCGUGAGGAUGCAGGCUCAGAGACGCCCUGUGAUACAUCGGAACAGGAUCGAUGCUCGGACCCACUGACAGACGACGAGGAGCCUCGCAAAGAAAUCAUCCCCAUCACGCCGGAGCCCGUGCUGGCACGACCAAAUCACCUGGACAUCCUCUCGCAGGUCAAUUUCGACAGCCGGAAAUCACCACAGGAGAACGACGACAGGGCCGCCAGCCCGAUGCCCGCCGCUCGCGAAAUCCAGAAGCUGAAGGAGCAGCUGGAGCAGCAGAGCCUGCAAACGCGCCAGGCACUGGCCCAGCUCAUGCUCGUGCGGGAACAAUUGAUUUCGGAGACGAACGCCAGGGUGGAGGCUCAGGCCCGCACACAGCAGCUUCUGCAGCAGAACCGAGAGCUUCUGGAGCAUAUUGCCGCUUUGGGAGGCUACCACGAGCCGGAUAGACCCAGCCUGACGGCGGCCACCCUCGGGAUUGCGCCUCAGUCACCACUCUUCCUGACUCCUACUUCGGACGAACUAGGUUCUCCUGUUCGCAAGACAUUCGCACCACCCAAUGCGGCGACACUCACCCAACUGGGCACUAUAAAUCAGCAACUGACCACUCUCAGUCAGCAAUUGUCGGGCCUAAAUCAACAACAGCAGAACCUUCACAAUCUCCAGCAACUAACUUUUGGAGCUGCUCCCCUAUCUUCGUCUUUUGCACCCCCCAGAAGCACCCCGUCGAGUAGUGGAGAACUGAUCUCGCAGCAGGAACUCUUCCAACUCAAUGCGGAGCUGUUGUCCCGCCUGCAGAAUCUAAACUUUGGCCAAAAUGGCACCCAAAAUGGAAUGAAUAACAACUCACCGCAAAGUUCCUUCAUCUUCUGCAAUUCUAGCGCUUUGGGUGGCAAUAACAAUGCCAAUCUUCUGAACUCACCAUCAAGCGGAAGCAAUCUUACACCCUCGCCACUUGGAACACUCAACCGCUCCUCCUUCUCGACCAGUCCACUGGACGAUAGUCUGGCCGUGAGCUUGGAGAGAAACCUAGACGCCAGUGAUCACGACACUCAUCUUAUAAAGCCCUUAUCUCAAGUUGGCACCCUCACAACUCUGGAUUCUGAGGGAAAGGUGAAAGUUUUGGUACCUGUUUCUGGCAGUUCCAGAAGCACAACAGGCCGCAGAACUGAAAAGAAAGUCACUCUGCCUGAAAUGGUGACACUCAAAGUUACGGAUGAGAGUGGAAAUGUGACAAAGAAGCUUCCAGCGACGCCGAGUUUCAUCACAAGGAGCACCAGCGAAAAAGUGCCCAGUCGCAGUCAAAUGAUGGUUCAGGUGCAGAGGACGCAAUGGGCACGGCACACGACCAAGUAGAUCGCUAGCGAAAGAAUCACAAGAGGAGGGAUUCGAACAAGAGUACCACAUAAUCACGUAUAUUUUAACGAUCGACGCUUCUUCCACGAGGAAGACUAUAUUUUCUCAAGACUUCCAUACUUGUAUGUGAAUAGAUCUUUAUAAAAAUCCACAAAAUAAAUAAAAACCUAUAUAAAUCAAAGCAUAAUUAGUUAAUUAAAAUUAUCGUUUGCGUUAUUUUUUCUGGCCAAAUAAUAAAAAAGCGCAGAAUUAUCAGCUGAUAAGUAAGCAAAUUGUAAAUCUUUAGAUUCUAUUCACAUAUUAAGUAUUCAGAAGAGACGAAAAAUACAGAAAUCCUUGCCAAAUUCUUGUCAAAUCACUCUCUACAGAUAAUUAAGUUGAAACUUCCUCAAUCAACACGAGUCGAGAAAAAAACGAACCCUCCUUUUGUGAGCACUUCGAGGGGUUCUUUUGAAUCUCCUGUCACUUUCACUAAUGAAGAAGGUGAAUUCUAUUGUUGGGAACAAUUCAAGACUUUCUGGAUUAUCAAUUUUUUCCCUCUUCUGAAAGCUUGACAGGGAUUCCCUCAAACUUAUACUAUAUAUUAUAUACAAUAUUCUUUCUGUAAAUAGCAACAACUCCUAAUUGUCAAUUUUAUAUUAAAUGAAAAGAGAUUCUAUUCUAUUUAUUGUAGCUAAGGAAAUUUACUCUUAACACACUCUCUCUUUAAUGUUAGGUAUAUUCAGAAUAUCAAUUUUCAUAAAGGAUGUCUUCGAAUGUGGUGCCAAGAGAUAAACUGUUCUUCUCAUAUUAAAUCAUGAAAAAAUAUCACAAUUAAAUUAUCUUACAUGUUAGGCUGAUCAUUUGACAAAAAGUGCCAAAGAACAAUGGAAUAAAUUGAAUUACAUAGUAUUUUUAUCUUAAGGGAUUAAUAACGUGAACAUGAGGCAUUUCCCAGAAUCCCCAGCCUGUGAAAUUCCCCCCAGAGACCAAUUCAAUUGGUCAUUCGCACCUGAAAAUGCAGGUGAAAAAUUAAUUAAGCCCACCAAAUCCGCCUGAGGCGCAUCUGAAUCUGAAAGCUCUGCAGCUUUAUCCAUUGUUAAUAGCAUUUUCUGCCCAUAUUUGAUUCAAACCAGAACCUCCCCGCAACACAGGACAGGGAAAUCAAUGGGAGUGACGCAAAACCAUGUUCACGUACAUAAAAUUGUACAUAGUUCUUGAGAUCCUAGGUUUAAAAUGAAUAUAUUGUUAAUUUUGAGAUCAAGAGGAUAUUUUACCAGUGUUACAAUUAUCUUUUGUAUAUCGUUUAGCGUGAUGUGAAGAUGCCAAUGUCACGAUGAGAAAAUAAAAUAGUGAAUUCUAUUGGAGCUUUUUUAUCAGAUAUGCAAAUGUAGUCAUGGCAUUUUUUCUUCUUCAAACUUUUUGAAUUUCCCAAUCAAGGAUGGAAAUGCAAAGUAUCGAUCCAAUAACUUAAAUCUGAGUAUUUUAUGCUUGCAGCUAUCCUCAACAGCCAAAGUGGCUCGCUGGUUUUCACAAUUGCCAUGGAAUCAGGCUUCGCUUUCGCGUCCAGAGAGUGGCUUCGUCUCUGGUGAUUCACGGAGCGAAAAGAACAUC